Messenger RNA from Otolemur garnettii (small-eared galago), 711 nucleotides. It is a transcript of the gene MS4A10, whose product is annotated as membrane spanning 4-domains A10. Gene Ontology annotation, cellular component: plasma membrane. Gene Ontology annotation, biological process: cell surface receptor signaling pathway. The coding region runs from base 1 to 711 and encodes 236 amino acids. The record is from RefSeq and is a predicted model, not a curated record. NCBI's taxonomy places the organism in Eukaryota, Metazoa, Chordata, Mammalia, Primates, Galagidae. The transcript has 6 exons.
AUGGAGAUACCAAUCAAUGAGGAGGGGUCCCAUCAAGCAGCCCAGGCCCAGAGCAUUGGCAAUGGACCAGGGGCCCAGCCAGAGUCAAUGGCAGCAGAAGCAUACACAGCCACUACCGUCCUUCCUGGCUUUAGUGCAAACCCAUGGCAGGCAAGUCCACCCCAGGUGACCCAGCCCAGGCUCCCAGCUCCAUAUCAGCACCAGGAGAAGCUCUGGAAGAGGAACGGCCUUCUCCAGGAGCUGGGCGCCUUCCAUAUCAUCAUCGCUCUGCUGCACCUGCUCAUUGGGGGUUAUUUGGCCUUUACAGUCAGGAGUCUGCACCUGGUGGUACUGAAGUCGUGGUUUCCGUUCUGGGGAGCAGCCUCUUUUCUCAUUUCAGGGAUCUUGGCAGUCACGGUGCAGAUCUUUCCCAAGACAUAUCUGAAGGUCCUAUGCCUGAUGACAAAUCUUGUCAGCCUCUUCUGCGUGCUGUCUGGCCUCUUCAUCAUCAUCAAGGAUCUCUUUCUGGAGAGCCCUUUUGAGUCCCCAAUCUGGAGAACAUACCCUAACUCCACAGUCUGGAUUCAGAGGCUGGAGCUGGCCUUGUUCUGCUUCACUUUCCUGGAGCUCUUUGUGCCAGUGGCCACCGCUGUCAUAGCCUGCAGGGAGGACCACCUGUCAGCAGAGGUGAGGCCCUUCUCCAGGUGCAAGCCCUCAAGAAGUGGGGAGUAA